GCGCUCCCUUUUCUCCACAGUGUGAGAACCGGGUUGGUGACGUGCGCGAAGCCGACUCCCCGUGCGCGUUCCCAAGACCAAAGGCGAAUGCGGUAUUGAAAACAAGGAUCGGAGGAGAGAGAGAGAGAGAGAGAGACAAGGAGAUAGACUGAGAAACCUGGGACUGUCGUUUGAUAUUUAAUAUUGUAAUAACUGAGGAGCUUUGUAUGCGUGCCACGCCAGGCUGAGGAUUCGGGAGGUAUUUGUUAAAGAUGAAAUGAACAGGAGUUGUUGAAUGACUGCAGCCUGUCUACAAAUCUGCUCCUGGUGACUGGUUUGUGGAUAAGCCUUUUUUUUUUUUUUUUUUUUUUUUUUUUUAUAUUAUUAUUAUUAUUAUUGAGCCACUGAGUGGCAGAUCUCCCUGCAAUUGAGAUUUCCAUCCUCCUAAGGAGACAGCAGCCACGGUACAUCCUUGAUUUGACAAAGGAGGAGCGAUGGUGCUGUCACAAAGACAACGAGAUGAACUCAAUCGAGCGAUAGCAGAUUACCUUCGCUCCAAUGGAUAUGAAGAAGCAUAUUCAGUUUUUAAAAAGGAAGCAGAAUUAGAUAUGAAUGAAGAAUUAGACAAGAAGUAUGCAGGUCUUUUGGAAAAGAAAUGGACUUCUGUAAUCAGAUUACAAAAAAAGGUUAUGGAGCUGGAAUCGAAAUUAAAUGAAGCAAAAGAGGAAAUCACUUCAGUAGGGCCACUUGGACAAAAGCGUGAUCCUAAAGAGUGGAUACCACGCCCCCCUGAGAAAUAUGCCCUGAGUGGCCACAGAAGUCCAGUAACCAGGGUUAUUUUCCAUCCUGUUUUCAGUGUUAUGGUUUCUGCUUCAGAAGAUGCUACAAUUAAGGUAUGGGAUUAUGAGACGGGAGACUUUGAGAGGACUCUGAAGGGCCACACAGACUCUGUACAAGACAUUUCCUUUGACCAGACUGGCAAGUUGUUGGCAUCCUGUUCUGCUGAUAUGACCAUCAAGCUUUGGGAUUUCCAGGGCUUUGAGUGCAUUAGAACGAUGCAUGGCCACGACCACAAUGUUUCAUCUGUAGCAAUUAUGCCCAAUGGAGAUCAUAUAGUGUCUGCAUCCAGGGAUAAAACUAUUAAAAUGUGGGAGGUUGCUACUGGGUACUGUGUGAAGACCUUCACUGGCCACAGAGAAUGGGUCCGUAUGGUGCGACCCAACCAGGAUGGCACACUGAUAGCCAGCAGCUCUAAUGAUCAGACGGUUAGAGUGUGGGUAGUUGCGACAAAAGAGUGUAAAGCAGAGCUUCGAGAACACGAGCAUGUUGUUGAGUGCAUCUCUUGGGCCCCUGAGAAUUCCUACUCCAAUAUACUUGACGCUACAGGUUCAGAGAGCAAGAAGAGUGGCAAGCCCGGCCCUUUCCUCCUGUCAGGUUCCAGAGAUAAGACCAUCAAGAUGUGGGAUGUUAGCAUCGGCGUGUGCCUUAUGACACUGGUGGGUCAUGAUAACUGGGUGCGAGGAGUAAUGGUGCAUCCUGGAGGCAAGUUUAUUGUGAGCUGUGCAGAUGAUAAGACUUUGCGGAUCUGGGAUUACAAGAACAAGCGGUGCAUGAAGACUCUUAGUGCCCAUGAACAUUUUGUAACCUCUCUUGAUUUCCAUAAGACAGCUCCUUAUGUCGUAACUGGAAGUGUAGAUCAAACAGUAAAAGUGUGGGAGUGUCGCUGAUGAGAGCAACAGGCCUUGUCCCUACACCCCUCCCUGCCACACCCCAUCCCACCAUCCUGCUCCUCUGGAUGCACUCAGAUACCAUCAAGCUCUGUUUAAAUAACUAUUGUCCUUUUAUGUAAAUUAUUCUGGAUGUAGAUUGAGCUAUUAAAUGUUACACAAAAAGUAUUCUUGCAUGGUGAAUCCAAAAUUGUAUACUGUAAAUUUACAUAACGUUGUCUAGAAGUACCAUAGUUUUAAGAACUUGGGCUGGCGUCACAUCAGCCCUAAAGGAGGCAGAAGUUGGGUAACUUAAGACAGAAACCUGUAGGGCACUAAACUGAUAAUUUAAUGACAGUGUCGUUCUUACGUGUCAGAUUACUCUGUCUUUCUUUUAAUUUUUUCCACUGUCGUAGUCUGCUGGUGCCUAGAUCGGUGACCUCGUUGAGAAAAAAAAAAAAAAACAAAAAAAAAAAUAUCCUAUAAUCCCGCCGUGGAACUUUGAUUGUCUGUUGGGCUCGUUUUUUGGAAUAAUGUGUAGCUCUGUAACAUCACUUCUGAAGUGUGCUUACCAUUCUCUUCUUGUGAAACUAGAUAAUAUAUUAAUGACUGCAUCUAAGAAUGUGUUGCAAACUGUUCUGUUCUAAACCUGCGGGGUCAACCUUUGAACUCUUGUCAUGUUGCAUGGAUGCUGUGGUGAGGGGCUGGGUGGGGAUGGCAGCAAGCGAGAAUGUAACUUCUCUUAAUCUGGCCAAAAGUAAACUUACAGCCGAAUGAGAGCUGUCAGAUCGGGCUGUGAAAGUGCGGCUUGUUUAUGUCAGUGUGUUGCACUCAUUUGGUUCUUUCUAUCCAGCCAGCUUUGGGUGGGAGGGAUAUAUAUAUAUAUAUAUAUAUAUAUAUAUAUAUAUAUAUAUAUAUAUAUAUAUAUAUAUAUAUAAAAUAUAAAAAUCUGGAGUACAGGCUGGCUUGCUGCCUGACAAGGGUUCCAAGUGCCCCUUUAACAGCUAUUUGUCAGGGGAUGUGCAACAUUCUCCCCAUGGAGAAUCGAGAUUUAUCUGCAUUAAAGUGCACUUGUUCCUGCAGUUAAUGCCUAUGGAUAUGUGGAAGUAUGUCAUGUUGGUGGAGAGCAGCUCUAUAGUUGUGAGCAUGCGAUCCGCGUCUUUCAGGGGCCCACUCAGACUCGGUCUAAUAACUAUCUUUAACGACUGGCACUUUUUUUCCUUUUAAUUUUUUUUCCCAUUUUCAUUCAUUGGUCUUUUUCCAAGGGAAAAAAAAUGGCAAAAAUAAGCCUCAGAGAGCCACUGGGGCAGUAGUUGAAUCCAAGCUUCAUUCCCCCUCAGACAUGCACAAGCUGUCAAGUAGGCAGCGCUGGUAAUUACAUCCCAAAAAACUUGCACACCCCUGUCCUUUUGAUCUCUGGUCUUACCUGACUGAAGAUUUAAAUGAAAAAUGCAUACGCAGAUUAUCAUUUUAAUUAGCCUUUUCAUGAAAUGCAAUUAUAUAAUAAAGAAUUCCACUGCUUAACCAA
Messenger RNA from Erpetoichthys calabaricus (reedfish), 3213 nucleotides. It is a transcript of the gene pafah1b1a, whose product is annotated as platelet-activating factor acetylhydrolase 1b, regulatory subunit 1a. The record is from RefSeq and is a predicted model, not a curated record. NCBI's taxonomy places the organism in Eukaryota, Metazoa, Chordata, Cladistia, Polypteriformes, Polypteridae. The transcript has 11 exons. Gene Ontology annotation, molecular function: protein binding. Bases 474 to 1706 code for a protein of 410 amino acids.